This is a messenger RNA of Drosophila pseudoobscura, 3227 nucleotides long. RefSeq names its product Cytochrome P450 317a1 (gene Cyp317a1). The record is from RefSeq and is a predicted model, not a curated record. NCBI's taxonomy places the organism in Eukaryota, Metazoa, Arthropoda, Insecta, Diptera, Drosophilidae. The transcript has a single exon. Bases 1122 to 2687 code for a protein of 521 amino acids. Gene Ontology annotation, molecular function: oxidoreductase activity, acting on paired donors, with incorporation or reduction of molecular oxygen; monooxygenase activity; heme binding.
GUAUCCGGCAACGCGGCAUGAUUUUCUUUUAUUGACGCAACACGGAAAACGGGCAAAAGCCCUGGUUGCGAUAUAGUUUGCCUUUUGUCUCAUUUUUGUUUGACAAUUGAUUAGAUUUCAAGUGCGGAUAUGGGUCGCAACAACAAAUAAUUAAACCUGUCAGCUUUUUGUGCUUGUUUUUUUGUUUGCUUUUCGGCUUUGCGGAUGAGCUUUUUCUUUGUUACUAUUUGUGUAUUUUGUUGUUAUGCCAUUUAAUCGCUAAUUGAGCGUAACAUUCGGCCUGUAGGAGAAAGGUCCAGCAGCGAACAUUAUUAGUUCUCACAUACAAAUUACACGAAUGGUUGGAAAAGCGUAAGACCACACACAUUUCUUGCACAGUGUAGACAGGUAAAAAUAACCGUACUUGAAGAAAAAUGUUUAAUAAAAUACAGUCGCAAGCUGAUAAGAUAACAGAUUGGGGGAUCUAGCAAGGUGAACACUAAAUCGCCCUACAAUGAGGGUUGGCAUUCAAUUUAGUAAAUAAAAACAUUAAAUAGAACCUUGAGGGUCUAACCCAAACCAAAAAUGUUCUUUUUAGUGAUGUUCUUUGCCAAUAACUGUGCAUAGUUACCUCAGAAUUUUUAUCUGCAAUGAGAUGUGCCAGAUCAAGAUCUCUUACAAGGCAUAAACGAGAGUAUCUGAUGGCGACACCAACAUUGAAAAUGAAGAAAUAAUACGAGUAUCCAUCUGUCUGUCUGGCCUCACUCAGACGCCCACGAACCGUCUGCGGCAGUCCAUAAGCUUCAGUGUAGCGCACUCCAAAAAACAACAAAUUAAAAGCUCCCACCGGGUCUCGAGAGCGAGUAUCGUAAAUAGUUACUUUUCUCCAACGCACUCAGUCGAACAACGCGAUCCGGUAAUGAACGUAACGAACGUAAGAACGCAUUAGAUCAUAGUCGGUGACACUGCGACUGCCGCGGGCAGAACGAGACGGAGACAUAGUGGAGAGUGUUAGCGCGCGAGUGGGACAGAAAGAGAGUGGAAAGGAAGUGGACUGACUCCCAGAACCCAAGGGAUUUCUAUAUGUAAAUACAUGUGAUUUUAUAGACUAUAAAGUGCACAAACAGAGGAAAGCACUCAUUAUGCAGAAUAUGUGGAUAAUUUUCACGAUUAUUGGGCUGGUGGUGCUGGGUCUAGUGAUUCUGCUAAUUAUGGCAGCGCGUUAUCAGCGGGACUAUUGGCACUAUCUGAACAUUCCGCACGAGAGGCCGAAAAAGCUAUGGCCCAUCGUUAGGCAAAUAGUGACACAGAGUCUCAGUACCGAGGCGAUGAAGACGGCUCAUUACUCGGCACUCUACUCUAAAUUCAAGGGCAGCGGACCGUUCUGCGGCUUCUACGCUCUGCUGCAGCCGCGGGCUCUGAUCCUAGAUCGCGAACUGAUCAGGCAAAUAAUGAUCAAGGACUUCUGGAACUUCAAUGAUCGCGGGCUGUACUGUAAUCAGAAAACGGACCCGCUUUCGGGGGACCUGUUCGCCAUGCGCGGUCAGAGUUGGAAGGAGAUGCGCCAGAAGCUGGACCCCAGUCUGGAGAGCGAUCGCAUGUCCUGGCUGUUUGGCAGUCUCUACGAGGAGGCGGAACAGCUUCUGCUUACCGUCACCUCUACGCUGAUGAAGCAGCCGCAUUCCACGCUCCACAUACAGAAACUGAUGCGGCGAUAUGUGCUGUCGGCUCUGGCCAAGUGCGUCUUUGGCCUGGAUGCCCAGCAGCGGCUGAAGUACUCCCUGGAGGACUUUGAGAAAAUGACUGAGAUGGCCGUGAGCAGUCACAAGCACGGCUAUUUGAUGAAUCUGAUGAUGAUCAGGUUUCCUAACUUCUGCCGCGUUCUGCGAAUGCGCCGGACCCCCAAGCAGGCGGAGACCUACUUCCUCACUUUACUCUCGGACAUCGUGGGGCAACGCGAGGCGUCCGGCGUGCGGCACCAGGAUUACCUGCAGCUGCUGGUGGAGAUCAAGGCACUGGAGCUAAUCACCCAUCAAUACCAGGCGGACAAGGAGCUGAACACCCAUCUGCAGAACGAGCUGGCGGCCCAUGCCGUCGUCUUUCUGAAGGCGGGCUACGAGCAAACGGCAAACACCUUGUCCUAUAUCCUGUACGAGCUAGCAAUCCACACAGACGUGCAGGCCACGGUGCGGGAGGAGAUCAAGAAGGCCAUGGAGCGCCACGACAACAACCUGAACUAUGAGUGCGUCCAAUCUUUGGCAUAUCUGGGUCAGGUCAUCAACGAGACUCUCAGGGUACAUCCCAUCACGCCCUAUAUACUUCGCCGCACCCUCACCGACUACCAGGUGCCCGAUCAUCCCACGUAUAUGCUGGUCAAGGAGCUAUUCCUGAUCAUCCCCACACAUGCCAUACACCACGAUCCCGAUAUCUAUCCAGAGCCCGAGGAAUUCAAGCCGGAUCGAUGGGGGGGCCCAAGAGACUCGCUGCAAGAGCAGGGCACCUGGUUCGGCUUUGGGGUGGGCGCCCGCAGCUGCAUAGGCAUACAGUUUGCCCAGCUGCAACUGCGCCUGGCUCUGGCCUUGCUCCUUAUGGAGUACGAAUUUACACUAAACUCGAGGAAGCCGCUGGUUAGCCUGGAUGAUGGCAUUGCGCUACAGCUGACACCCUUGGGGGUCAUCGAGCCCGGCACCGAGGAGAGGGCUGUCUGAGGGAUUUAGGGAUCUACUUAGAAAGUACGGAUACAGAAUUUAAACCAUGAACAAAGUAUAGAAAGCAAUUUAAAACUAUUUACUAACGAAACUAUCAAAUAUGUAGGUAUAAUAUGGAGAACAGGAGGUCCUGAGAGACAGAACCUUACACAAAUGGCAUUCUUACUUAAUAUACUCGUACAUUGUUUUAGUUAUUCAUUUAUUUAUUUUCGAAAGAGCAAAUACUUUGCCAUUAAAUAACUUUGCCGUCUUACAAUAGAAGUAUACUUGAUCUUUUAAAAUAUUUGUCCAUUUGAUUCGUAGUUACUCGCAAGUAGUAUUGUUAGUUAAAUAUCGUUUGUUGCAUUGUCGUUUGCUGAUAUGGUUGGUUGGUGGCUUGGGCCUGUGCAGAAUUGAGCUUAUUAGCGUAGAUUAAAGACAUUGUUUAAAAAUAGCUGGCUGCUUUCGUUGGUUAAUCGAAAUUAGAGUUAUAGUCUAGAAUCGUUUUACUUGUUAGCACUAAAGUAAAAUUUAAUAAUAAAUAAAACAUAUUUCAAAGUA